GCCCCAACAGCUGCUGCCUGGGGCUCAGGUGGAUGAGGGGGAUCAUUUGAGGCAGGACUUCGUGCUGUAGGAAUGGGGUGUCAGCUGGUGCUCCAUGAGAGUGGCCUUUGGGGACUGUCUGGAGGCAUUGCCACUGUGCCUGGGGCAGACCUGUGGAGCUGCCCCUCAUCCCUGUCUGCUGGGUGCACCAACACCUUGAGAUGUAACCCCCAAACUGCCUCAGGGGUGUUGAAAAAGCGAAAACCAGACAAAGCCCAACCUUGUUUUUCAAAGUCUGAGAUGCUCUGAGAAAGCCACUGGAAUGCAGUGGGGGUGAUGUGGAAGUGCUACUCAUCAGUCACAGCCCUGAGGAGAACCCCCUCCCAGGCCUUCCUGGGCCACACAGACAGAGGUUUUCUGAUGGAACUGAUGUUCUGAAGGGCUUGCUGCCUGAUGGGAUGGGGACAGGCCCCAGGAGCCCUUGGGCAUGCAGAACUUUGCUUCCAGAGCGUCAUGAACUUAAACCCAAGGAUGGGUUUUGCAGAGCUUAACCAUGAUGAUGCUGUGCUCAGGGUAAGAUGAGGCCAUGGGGUACCAAAAAUAUGCACAGGGUCUUUUCCAGGCAUCCCAGGGUGUCUUUUUCCUUUCUGCAACAUCCAGUCCUUAAAAAGGUUCUUUGCCACCCAAAUUCCCCACCUGGUUUAUAAGCAGGAGCUCCUGCCCCUCUCUUGUGGCCACAGGCCAGUAGCUCCUAACCCUGGGCUGGCUGUGGCCAUAAACCCCUAAUCUCUGUUGUACCUUGCAUCAUAAACAUCUCAGCUCAAGGCCUGGCAUGGCUCUGCCUCGACCUCCACAAGAUAAAGCCAUCUCAGGCUGACCAUAGUACAAAACAUUCAAUUUUUAUGGAGACCUCUUAUCUCCCAAAACUCAGAGCAAUCCUGCCUUUUUAUCACCAGGACCUGAGACAUCCUUUCUACUUAUCCUUAGGAAUUGCUGCUGCUUGAUUAGGUGGAGGGGAUGAUGUAUUUGCCUGAACAUUAAACUUUAGCUGACCUCUCCUUCUCCUUAAGUAUUGUGCUUUUUACCUCUGCCAGGCCGUGGUCAGCCCUGGCUCCGGCCUGGCUGGGUCCCUGGGGAUGCAGGGGGAUGGAGCAGGAGUGACCUGGGGGCAUGAAAGAACACUGCAAUGGUGUGAGAAUGUCUCAUGGUUAUGUACAUUUGGAAGAAAAUUGCAGUCCUGCAGCACCUGCUGGCCCUCAGGCAUAGGGGAGCAUGGACAGCAGGACUGUGUGGCUUGGAGCAUCCCUGGAGCACCCAGCUCCACUGCCUAAUCCCACAGCCAGCUCCCAAGGGAGGAGAGACGUGCUGGUGGGUGCAUUCAGAGCAACUUGCCCUUACCAGCUUUUCCCAGAUCCCUCCAAUCAAAUGCACCACCCCAGGACCAAAUCAGCAAUCAAUCACCAUUUUUCUUAUUUGCUUAAAAGGGGAGUUACUCUCCUGCUCUGAACAACCUUUCCAGCUGUGGCUUCUUUGCAUGGAAACACCCAGCUGCCUUGGUGCCCUCAGCUGCUAAUUCCUGCAGGGACACAGUCGAUUUAGAGAGGUAGAUCUGGGACCUUAGAAGCAGGAGGGCUCCAGGGCGGCUGCCUAUCAUAGGCAUCACUGCCUUUCUGCCCAGGAUGAUGCAGUGAACAAAGCUGCCUUCCCUGGGCCUCUGCCAUCCUGCACUGGACAGGGCUGCUGGAGGAUGGAGCAGGGAAGCAUCCCAAAAAUUCCAAGAAGCUUUUGGAAAAGAAAAGACUAUGAAGACAGAUGGGAAUUUACAGGCCAGCACCCCAGGUGGGAUCUGAGUGCCUUCUCCAGUAUGCUGCCAUCAUGAGAAGGUUUAAGGACCUGAUUUAUAGAUGCCUAAAUAAAUACAUGGAACUAAUAUAUCACAAUACAGUGAGUAUUUAUCCAUUUUGCAGGGGGAGUGGGAUGGAAGUAGAAGGCAGCGUCUCUUUUAAGGCCAUCCCUGCUGUAAUUCAUGCCCCGAGGCGACCUGCCAAGGGGAGGAGAAAGAAUUCUGCAGGCAGCAGUAUUGAUGGGCUACUCCUAGCAGCUUUGUUUUAAUUAAUUUCCAAAGUGCUCCUUGUAGUGGAUCAGGCAGCUCCUUCAAAGCCUCCUUCCACCCGCUGCUGCCUGUGCUCUUGUGCUGUGCCAGCGUGGGGUCUGGGGUAGUGGGGUGUGCCUGGGAGCAUCUCUGCUCCUUCAAGCCCCCAGGCUUUUUUGGUUAAAAAGUGCAGAAGUGGUUGCUGCUUUUAAGCAGGGGGGGAUUCCCCCUGGCCAAGGGGCCUCUUUGAUGCUCACAGCAUGGGCAAGCAUAUUUGUCAGGGCUUUUCUCUUCCCCUUUUUAUUGACUUUCUGCUUGUUCCUGCUGCCAGGGGUCAGCUGGGGCGUUGGCUGGACUUUGCCAAAAGUCCACCCAAACCAGCCGGUUCCCAGGUGCUGACGCAGGGCCCUGCCCCUAAGAUACAAGGGGUUUGAGCUCUGGGUUUGCAGCCUAGUUGGGUGUGUGGUGGUGGGGCUGGGAAGGGCUGGGAAGGCUGAGUAAGCGGGUUUGUGAACCUGGACUGCAUUUGCCCUGCAUCCAGUAAGGUGAGAGCAGUAACUGCAGCUCAGCGCCGAAUUUGGAGGUGUCUUGGCUGACAUGGAGGGACCUGUCCCCAUCCAGGACGCCAUGCUGACCGACACGGAGCCCUCCAACACCAUCAAACUGCUGCACCUGCUUUUCCUCUCCACGUCCUGGGGAAUGCAGAUCUGGGUGACCUUUGUGGCCGGGUUUGUGAUGAGCAGACACCUCCCUCGCCACACCUUCGGCUCCAUCCAGCGUGAGCUCUUCCCCUACUACUUCCACAUCAGCUCCACUUGUGCCUUCCUCAACUUGACUCUGUUUGCCAUGUGCCACCCCAGCGAGCGCCUCAGCGAGGAACACACGACCCAGAUCAUCCUCUUCUUCGUUUGCAUCGCUGCUUCUGUGCUGAACACACAGUGCUUCGGGCAGGUCACCUCCGACAUCGUGGCAGACCUGCACGCCGUGGAGCGCAGCCACGGCCUCGGCCACGAGGUCGGGCUGGUGGCCAGCGAGUCCCGCAGGAACCUGCGAGCCUCCAACCCCAGCUACAGGCAGCUGUGCCGGCAGUUUGCCCUCUACCAUGCUCUGUCCUCCCUCUGCAACCUCUGCUGCGUCGUGUGCAAUGGCCUGAGCCUGUACCACCUGGCUGCCAAACUCUCUGCCCUGUGAGGGCAGGGCACUGCGAGGCGAUCGAUGGCUGCCUGGCCAGAACCAGCAUACUGUGAAAAGCGAGCCAUCCUGCUGCCUUGCUGUGAAGUAACUCUGAGGUUGGGAGACUAAAUUGCAGCAUCCUCAGGUGGAGAUACUCUUACUGUAUUUGGGCAUGGUGCAGAAACUCAGGAAUAGCGAAAUGGAAAUGCUCUCUCUGCAGCUGUCUGAAGGCAGCCUCCGUGAUCUAAGCAGGAGUGUUUAUGGCUCAACAGCUUUCUUAAUGCCCUCUGCAUUAGCUGUGUUUAAAACUGCAGUGUAUUUCUGCAGUCACAGAGAGACUGCAGAAGAGAAAGAAAUGAGAUUUAGAAUUACUUUUAAUUAAAAGCUGAAAGCUAGUAGAGAAGCACAGAAGACCCUGUAUGUUGGCUGUAUCAGUUAGUGUAAUGGAUAAGGUUGUUACGUUAGUGUUUACAAUUACUGUUUGCCACUCUCUUCCAGUACUUCAUGAGGUGAAAAAAAAUAUUGUCUCAUUCAUUAGGCAGAAGUCAGUCUAGUUAAAAUAGCCAUGUUUAUUCCAGGUUCUGUAAUACAAUCAGUAGAGUAGCAAAAGGCUCAAUAAAACACUGCUCCAAACCAGGAGCUCUGCUGUACCUUGGCCAGCAGCAGAGCCAAGCAGUGACAAAACAGCAGCUGCUGGAUCCCAGGCAGGGACUUGAUUGCAUCCGCCCUGCUGCAACAGGCAGGUACUGCCCCAGCCCACUUGCUGUUAAACCCCAGCAACUACAGCCCACCUCUGAGGAAAUCUGUGAUUCUUCUCAGGUAAGGAACUGCAUUUCCAGCUGCUGUUGCUGAAACCACAGCCAGUGUUUGGCACUGCAUCAGGUUUAUUUCAAAACCACAUGCAGCCUAUCAUAGAGGAGACCUUCUGCAAGCCAGCUGGGUUUCUUUUCAAACAAAUAAUCCCCUCAUGUAAGCCCUUCAUUCUCCUAUGCUGCUUUCCUGGAAGUUUCCCCAUGUGCCAAGAUUAUUCCUCUUCCCUGAAGUGUGCAAGGUAUUUUUGUUCAAGCAGAAGUUUGCAGCCUGUAGCUGGGCUAAUGAACAGCAGCCUCUGGCGCAGGAGUCCUCGUUUCACUCUUGCUCAUUACAGUCGAUGCACCUUCUUCCCAGAGAAGUAUUUCUUAGAGAAAGGAGAACGCUUCACAAAUACCAAAACUGUUGGAGUCCCAGCCUUUACAAAAUACCUGCAAAGAUUAAAAGGACUCCUUUGCUUCCUUGUAGUUGGGCAAGUGUCCUGCAAAUCAAGUGACUUUCACCCUGCUCCAUAAAGACUGACCCUCCCCAAGGCCAGUGAUGAGCUUUUGUGCAGAUUAGCAGAGCCUCUUGGAGUAGGGGCUAAGCACAUCUGAGGAGGAGUGUUUUAUGAGUCAGCUCCUCUCCCAACAGCUACUUUUAAUUAAAGCAGCUGUUAUUCUCCCUCUGGAAGGAGGUGUCUCUUGCAACUGCCCUUACAGCCUGAAAUCUGAGGGCUUGUGCACGCUGCUGAGUUUUAUGGAGUGACAGCUUGGCCAGAGCCUGCAGCAGCGACCGAGAUCCCACUGCAACAGCCCGUGCUGUGCAGCAGCUUCCUCCAGCUAUGAGACGGUGCAACUUAACAGCAUAGGCUUCACAAUAACUUUUUGGCUUUACUAACAGCAAAUUCUUCUCUCUCAAUAACUGCACAACACUUUAAAGCCAGUUUCAGAGGGGAACAGUGCUGCAUGCUGUGUCGGGGGCUGCUCACACAGCAUUAUGAACAGUGAGAGCAUUGUUAACCUUCAACAUGCUCUUAUAGGCUGUUGCCUUUUUUUUUUUUUUUUUUAAAGUAGUACUGUGUAGAUGGGAUCUGGAACAGCCCUUUUGUGCUGCUCAGCUGUUCCCAGUUCCUCUUCCCAUCUCCAUCCAGACCUGGAAAGAGUUGUUCAUUUUUUUGUGGGGGAAAACAUAUGUAAGUCACUAAAGCCAGGCACAAAAUCCAUGCAGCCUUACUGCUUUAAACCUUUAAGAUGAAGGACUAUUAAAUCAGAGAAGAGUUAGAACUAAUAAAUAACAAA
Myiozetetes cayanensis is the source of this 5334-nucleotide messenger RNA. RefSeq names its product transmembrane protein 205 (gene TMEM205). The coding region runs from base 2669 to 3262 and encodes 197 amino acids. The transcript has 3 exons. Lineage: Eukaryota; Metazoa; Chordata; Aves; Passeriformes; Tyrannidae. The record is from RefSeq and is a predicted model, not a curated record.